This is a messenger RNA of Venturia canescens, 3425 nucleotides long. Its product is annotated as MOXD1 homolog 1. The transcript is spliced from 8 exons. Gene Ontology annotation, molecular function: copper ion binding; dopamine beta-monooxygenase activity. The record is from RefSeq and is a predicted model, not a curated record. Gene Ontology annotation, cellular component: secretory granule membrane. The coding region runs from base 200 to 2836 and encodes 878 amino acids. Gene Ontology annotation, biological process: octopamine biosynthetic process; norepinephrine biosynthetic process; dopamine catabolic process. Lineage: Eukaryota; Metazoa; Arthropoda; Insecta; Hymenoptera; Ichneumonidae.
UUAUGAGUGAAUGAAAAGUCGCAUUUAUUUGGCGUCGAGAAUCGUGGUUUUGCGAGGAUUAAAAGAGGGUAAAAAAGUGGAAAGUUGGAGGUGAUUCGAUCGAUAUUUUGGUGAAAACGGUGACGAAGUGUGUGUGCUUUUUAUGAGCCGUGUUAACUGGUGAUCGUUAUUUGUGAAUUUUAACGAAACGUUGGCCAAAAUGUUGGCCAAAGUGAUAGCGUUGACCUGCGCCUUUUGCUUGGUCCAGUGCGAUCUUUUGGAUCUUUAUGUCGAGCACAUGGACGAGACGAUGAGGACAUUAGCGUACAAGAGUAAUCAUCAUCAUCCUCGGGAUUUGAGCAGUAAAGUGCGAACGAGAAGGAGCAGCGAGGACGAGGCGAACUACUUCAAAAUCGGCAUGCUGAAGAAACAGCGGUUGGAAGUGGACGAGAAUUAUUGGAGUAUUCCGAAGGAGAAGAGGAAGACUAGCGAAAAGAAAACGUCGAUGGAUUACGACGCUCUUGAAUUUCCGAAUGAGAGAGACCAGCCCCAGGAGGCCGAUCGGUACGACCUGAUUGACGAGUAUUUGAGAAACGCAUCAAAAAUCAUCCGCGAUCAAUGGAGAAACUCGAACUCGGGGGCGGAGGCCGAAUCCAUGGAAGAAAAGAGCCAAAAGGAAAGCGAGCGCCUCGCAUCCCCCGGGAAAAACGCCGCGAGAAACGACACGUGGUACAAAAGAGCAAAAGAAUACGAGGCGCCCGGCAACAAAGGUCCCGGGGGCACGAAACCUCCGCCGGAGAUCGAGAAACAACAGGAAAAUUUCCAUCUCGAAUUCGAAGAAAGAGCGAAGCGCGACGCCAAAGAACCGGCUAAUUUUACGCGACAAGAAAUCCUCGACGACGAUGCUCACGUUUCGCUCGAAUGGGAUCCCAGUGACGAUGAAAUUGUGACCUUCAGAGUUAUCGCGAAAACCCUCGGAUACGUGGGCAUCGGAUUCAACGACAAGAGCCACAUGAUGGGAGCUGAUAUUCUCAUUGGUUGGGUCGACGAUCACACCGGAGCUGUCAAUCUUUUGGAUUCCCAUGGAAUUCAGGAGGCUAACGCUUCGCCGGUUACCGAUCUUUCGCAGGACGUCGAGGUUCUCGAGGGCUAUCAAAAUGGCACUCACACGUCCAUUACUUUCUGGAGGAAAUGGGAAACUUGCGAUCCCCAGGAUCGUCGAUUGUCGGCCGACAAUAUCCGAGUACUCUGGGCAUUCAACGAAAACGAUCCAGAGUUGAAUACCGGGGUUUGGCAUGGUGAAAAACGGGGCGGAAGAGCCUUAAGGCUCAGGGCACCCGGACUGAAGGCAUCGCCACCGGUCAACCCGGACUCUCGUCACUGGGACAUAAAACUUAAUCGGUUCGCGGUGACCGAGAAUCAGGACACGGUUUACUGGUGCAAAAUAUUCACAGCGCCACCACUUACGAAGAAAUAUCACAUGAUCGGGUACGAGCCUCUGGUUGAAAAAGCGAAUCUUGGUUUGGUCCACCAUAUGAUUCUCUACGAAUGUGCCUCAACGCUGCCAAUUUUGGGACAGCACGCCAGGUUGGCCGGGGCACCGUGCUACGGAUCGACGAUGCCUCGGGAAUGGGACUCUUGUAUCCAGCCUGUGGUUGCUUGGGCACGUGGGAGCAGAGGCGAAUGGUUCGCCGAAGACGUCGGAAUCCCAAUCGCCGAGCACAUCGAAGGCUCGUACUACAUGCUCGAAGUGCACUACAACAAUCCCGGCCUCAAAAGUGCUAUCGACAGCAGCGGUGUCAGACUCCACCUGACUCCGAACUUGAGGCCCAAAGAAGCCGGCAUCCUUGUGACCGGAGUCGCCGUCAACCCUCUGCACAUGGUACCGCCGCGACAAAAGGAAUACGCUACUGCUGGCUAUUGCACGCCGACGUGCACCAACACUCUUUUUCCGGAGGACGGUGUGAACGCCAUUUCGGUGGUGCUCCACUCCCACCUCGCCGGCCGUCGAAUGAGCCUGAAGCACAUUCGCGAGGGCAAAGAAUUGCCGAACAUAGUUCGUGAGAAUCAUUUCGAUUUUGACUAUCAGCAAUCGCACAGUCUCGAUGAGGAGGUCAAAAUAAUGCCCGGUGACGAGCUCGUCACCGAGUGUGUUUACGGAACCCAAGAUCGGACGACGCCAACACUGGGCGGUUACGCAGCGACGCAGGAAAUGUGUCUCGCAUUCAUCGUUUAUUAUCCGAGGACCGAGCUCGCGGGUUGUUACAGCAUAACACCGGCCAAGGAUUUGUUCAGGACGCUCGGGGUGCACAGUUUUAAGGGGAUAACGAUGGACCAUUUGGAGAAGCUUUUCCUGACCACCGGAACCGAAGCAGUCGCGCUGCCGACGAGUUUGCAGCAGCAACUUCCGGCGUACCAGGAAGCCCCGAGGAACGACGAGCUCGACGCAACGAUAAUAAAGGAAGCAGAAACGGCUUUGCGAGCAAUGAGAGAUUAUUCCGAAUCGGAUCCGGAUCGCGACAACGUUUUCGCGAGGCUAAUCAUCGAAGACCCUGAAGAAUUUCGAGGUCGUACACUCUCCGAACACAUGUUGGCGCUCCCGUGGUCCGAAGAGCUUUUGGCACGAUCGAUCGAGGACAGUUUAUACCACGGAAGACACAUGACCUUCUGUAGGAAGAGGGACGACAAAUUGGCACUCCCUGCAGACAUUCAAAUGUUUCCAAACUUCACGGCCUUGCCUGAGCCCGAAGCAGUAAAUUGCAGCAGUUUCCGCUUGACUUCCGGUGCAAAUGCGUUAGACCGAAAUUUUCUGAUGAUCUCCAUCGUCAUCUAUGCUCUCAGUGUAUCAUUGCUGUAGACAUUCCACUGUAGAAAGAACAAAGAGAAACCUCAGGCGCUAAGCCUCGACCCCGUGUACAUUUACUCAUCGAAAUCAUUGUAAAUUCCUUCCCCAAUCUAUUUAUUUUUUCUACACAAAACGCGUGCUUUAGUUCUGUAUACUAUUUCGUUUAAUAAGACCGUUCGAAACUGGUCAAGAAUAAACAAAUGAUUUAUUGCCUCACGUAUUAGUUCCUCAAACAUUUCACGAGGAUGAAACAAAGUCGAAAACGAAAGGCUGAAUUCCCCGUGGAAAAGCGAACACGAAAAAACAAACAUUUCACUCGUUCUCGUUGAAAAUAUAUUCAAUAUAUUUAACAUUAUUUUCUCAUUAUUUCAAGCCACUUGUGUUUCCACGGGGAAAGGGAGGACGACGAAAUUUUUGAAAAAUUUUGGCGCUGCACAAUAUUUUAUUAAUAUUGUUAAUAUAAUAAAAAUGUAAAUAUAUUUAUAAGCAAUUAUUAUUUCUAUUAUUAUCAUCAUCACGUUAUCAUCAGCGAGAGUAAAAAGGAGUGAACGCCUGAGAACAAAACGCCUCUGUAAUGCGUCUGUAAAAUAAAAUAAAAUUG